Messenger RNA from Chrysochloris asiatica (Cape golden mole), 1515 nucleotides. RefSeq names its product kinesin light chain 3 (gene KLC3). Lineage: Eukaryota; Metazoa; Chordata; Mammalia; Afrosoricida; Chrysochloridae. Gene Ontology annotation, biological process: axo-dendritic transport. The record is from RefSeq and is a predicted model, not a curated record. The transcript has 12 exons. Gene Ontology annotation, molecular function: kinesin binding. Gene Ontology annotation, cellular component: kinesin complex; membrane-bounded organelle; cytoplasm. Bases 10 to 1515 code for a protein of 501 amino acids.
GGAGCAGCCAUGUCAGUGCAGGUGGUGACCCCUGGUGACAUGGGCCUGGUCCCCGAGCGCCUGAGCCCUGAGGAGCUGGUACGACAGACACGGCAGGUGGUGCAGGGGCUGGAGGCGCUGCGGUCUGAGCACCGAGGCCUGGCCGGCCACCUGGCAGAGGCUCUGGCAGGACAGAACCCGGCUGCCAGCUUGGAGCUGCUGGAGGAAAAACACCAGGUCGUGAGCCACUCCCUGGAGGCCAUCGAGCUCGGUCUGGGAGAGGCACAGGUGCUGUUGGCACUGUCGGCACACGUGGGUGCGCUGGAAGCAGAGAAGCAGCGGCUGCGGGCACAGGCCCGGCGUCUGGCCCAGGAGAACUCAUGGCUACGUGAGGAGCUGGAGGAGACGCAGCGGCGCCUGCAGGCCAGUGAGGAGGCCGUGGCCCAGCUGGAGGAGGAGAAGAGUCACUUGGAGUUCCUGGGGCAGCUGCGGCAGUAUGACCCCCCGGCGGAGGGCCAGUCCGAGUCUCCACCUCGCCGAGACAGCCUGGCCUCACUGUUCCCCAGUGAGGAGAAUGAGAGGAAAGGUGCUGAGGCGGCAGGAGCUGCAGCGGCCCAGCAGGGUGGUUAUGAGAUCCCUGCCCGCCUCCGGACCCUACACAACCUUGUGAUCCAGUAUGCAGGGCAGGGCCGCUAUGAGGUGGCUGUGCCUCUGUGCCGCCAGGCCCUGGAAGACCUGGAGCGGAGCCUGGGUCACUGCCACCCGGAUGUGGCCACCAUGCUCAACAUCUUGGCGCUGGUGUACCGGGACCAGAACAAGUACAAGGAGGCCACAGACCUUCUGCACGAUGCUCUGCAGAUCCGGGAGCAGACGCUAGGCCCCGAGCACCAGGCGGUGGCUGCCACCCUCAACAACUUGGCAGUCCUCUAUGGGAAGCGUGGGCGCUACCGAGAGGCAGAGCCCUUAUGCCAGCGUGCCCUGGAGAUCCGUGAGAAGGUCCUGGGCGCCAACCAUCCAGAUGUAGCCAAGCAACUCAACAACCUGGCGCUGCUUUGUCAGAACCAGGGCAAGUUUGAGGAGGUGGAGCGUCACUACGCCCGGGCCCUGAGCAUCUAUGAGGCCCUGGGUGGGCCCCACGACCCCAGCGUGGCCAAGACCAAGAACAACCUGGCCUCAGCCUACCUGAAACAGAAUAAAUACGAGCAAGCAGAAGAGCUAUACAAAGAAAUCCUCAGCCGGGAGGACCUGCCCGCCCCUCUCGGAGCCCCCACCACAGGCAAAGCAGGAGAUGCAGAUCCACAGGCCCUUCGCCGGAGCAGCUCCUUCUCUAAGCUUCGAGAGUCCAUCCGACGAGGAAGUGAGAAGCUGGUCUCCCGGCUCCGAGGCGAGGGGGCGGCAGGGAUGAAGAGGGCCAUGUCGCUCAGCAUGCUGAACGUGGAUGGUCCGAGGGCUGCAGGGACACAGUUCCCCCACCGACACCUGAGUGACAUCUCGAGGACCCUCAGUGCCAGCACCCAGGACUUGGGCACCCAAUAA